Messenger RNA from Dipodomys ordii (Ord's kangaroo rat), 2174 nucleotides. It is a transcript of the gene B3gnt5, whose product is annotated as UDP-GlcNAc:betaGal beta-1,3-N-acetylglucosaminyltransferase 5. The record is from RefSeq and is a predicted model, not a curated record. NCBI's taxonomy places the organism in Eukaryota, Metazoa, Chordata, Mammalia, Rodentia, Heteromyidae. The transcript is spliced from 4 exons. The coding region runs from base 781 to 1914 and encodes 377 amino acids. Gene Ontology annotation, cellular component: membrane. Gene Ontology annotation, biological process: brain development.
CGAGCGAGGCUUCGGCUCUGACGCCUGGAGGUGCAGGCGGCGCGCGGCCAGGGGAGCUCCGGCGGCCGCGGCGUCCCCGCCCCGGCCUCAGCCCCUGAUUGGGUGCUCCACCCGGCUCCAGCCAGCUCCUGGCUGGGACAAGGGCCAAGCUCAGCGCUGGCUCCCCGGGUCUUCGCAGGAGAUUUAAAGCCCGAAAGUUGUGUUUGGAGACAGUUAACUUUUCGCUCCGCCGUGCGGAGAAAAGCCGGUCUCCGUCUCGGACGGAGAGCUGGGGUGCGCAGAAGCUCACAGCCGACACGAGACCCCGACUUAACCCACAGCGAUCGCAGAACUGCAACUCAGUUAAAACUUAGAACCCGCGAGUACGAGUUCCAGGUUGCAGCCAACCAUUGUUGAUGCUUUGGUAAAGGAUCUACUUGAAGCAGCUCUUAAGUCAUCCUAGCACCCUGCCUGUGGCAGUAUGUGACAAGUUGCAGCUCAUGUCCAAAGAAAAGACCUUCUGGAGCAGUUGCAUGAGGUCACUUGCCAGACUUAAUGAAAGAUGCCUAGGAGGAAGAAUUUUCAUGUGCCAAUGUCCUCCAUGUCUGAUGUGUUCUGUUCUUUUGCAACCCCAGAGCAAUGGUAUUAAAAGAAAAUAUUGUGUGAAAUAAGAAGACCUGUUCCCAUUUUUUCACAACUGACAUGUAUUAAGAGAAAGAUCUCUUCUACAAAAUACUAAGUUCUGUGGUCUGGAAGCACCCAUUUAAAACGGAUCUUCAAUAAAAAUACACCAAAUGGACCAUGAGAAUGUUCGUUAGUGGCAGAAGAGUCAAAAGAAAGCAGUUUCUUCAGUUAUUUGCCACUUGUUUUAUACUAAGUUUUAUGGUUUUUUGGGGACCAAUUGAUAAUUCCAUUGUGAGUCAUAUGAAGUCCUACUCUUACAGAUACCUCAUAAAUAGCUAUCACUUUGUGAAUGAUACCCUCUCACUUAAGUAUGGCUUAGAGGGACCUCGAUACCCAUACUUGAUUAAUCACAAGGAGAAAUGCCAAGCUCAAGAUGUUCUCCUUUUACUGUUUAUAAAGACGGCUCCUGAAAACUACAACCGACGUUCGGCCAUUAGAAAAACCUGGGGUAAUGAGAAGUAUGUUCGAUCUCAACUCAAUGCCAACAUCAAAACUCUGUUUGCCCUAGGAACUCCUAAUCCACUGAGUGGAGAAGGACUGCAGAGACAACUGCUUUGGGAAGACCAAAUAUACAACGAUAUAAUCCAGCAAGACUUUGUGGAUUCUUUCUACAAUCUUACUCUGAAAUUACUUUUGCAGUUCAGUUGGACAAAUACGUUUUGUCCACAUGCCAAAUUCCUGAUGACUGCUGAUGAUGACAUAUUUAUCCAUAUGCCAAAUCUUAUUGAAUACCUUCAAAAUCUAGAAGAAAUUGGUGUUCGGGACUUUUGGAUUGGUCGGGUCCACCGUGGUUCCCCUCCUGUUCGAGAUAAAAGCAACAAAUACUAUGUCUCCUAUGAAAUGUACCAGUGGCCAGCUUACCCUGAUUACACAGCUGGUGCAGCUUAUAUCAUCUCCAGUGAUGUAGCUGCUAAAGUCCAUGAGGCCUCACUGACCCUGAAUUCUACUCUCUACAUAGAUGAUGUGUUCAUGGGCCUCUGUGCCAACAAAAUGGGGAUAGUACCACAAUACCAUGUAUUCUUUGCUGGAGAAGGUAAAGCUCCUUAUCAUCCCUGCAUCUAUGAAAAAAUGAUGACAUCUCAUGGCCACGUGCAAGAUCUCCAAGACCUUUGGAAUGAUGCUACAGAUCCAAAAGUAAAGAGUAUUUCAAAGGGUUUUUUUGGUCAAAUAUACUGCAGAUUCAUUAAGAUAGUUCUUCUUUGUAGAUUUGCCUAUAAGGACACAUAUCCUUGCAGGGCUGCCUUUGCCUAAUGUAGUACUUGAAUGUUGUAAUGUUUUCCUGUCACUGAGCCAAACCUGGAUGGAAAAAGCUUUACCCUAAGUAAAAUGAAUGUGAAAGAUGGAGGUAUUUUGAAAGCCUAGUCUCUCCGAAUAUUUCUUUGAUUACACAGGCUGUUCAAUAUAACAUCUAAUUCAUGGCCUACACUCAUUAAAAGGAAUUCGUAUUUUUUUUAAAGGCCUGGACACUAUCCCUUAGCUUGUAAACUCAAGGCAAGUGCUCUACCACUCGA